This is a messenger RNA of Megalobrama amblycephala (Wuchang bream), 2468 nucleotides long. It is a transcript of the gene slc22a5, whose product is annotated as solute carrier family 22 member 5. NCBI's taxonomy places the organism in Eukaryota, Metazoa, Chordata, Actinopteri, Cypriniformes, Xenocyprididae. Gene Ontology annotation, biological process: transmembrane transport. The transcript has 10 exons. The record is from RefSeq and is a predicted model, not a curated record. Bases 453 to 2123 code for a protein of 556 amino acids. Gene Ontology annotation, cellular component: membrane. Gene Ontology annotation, molecular function: transmembrane transporter activity.
GGUUUAUCUCGGUGAUCUUUAAUCAAGGCUAUUUAUUUUUUAUUUAUCAUUUAUUUGUUCUAAGUAAAACAAGGAAACAUUUUCAAGGAUAAUACUGAGAAUUCAAGCAACAUAACGAUUAGAAUCGAGCUCUGUAGGAUCCCUGCUGAACACUUAUCCUGCUGUGGAGUUAAACUCCCAUUACAGCUAAUCAGAUUGCAGUUCUUUUGGCUCCUUUUAGUGGAAAAAUGUGCCUUGGAUUAGUUGCCAUGUUCAUAAUGUUUGAAGACCAGUUCCAUGGCCAAACUCAGCCUUCUGUCAUGUGUUCAGGUGGUGGACAGCAGCCUUCUCCUCAAACAGACCAAAGACCUGAAGCCCGAAGCUGAACUCUGCAGCAUGUUGUAACUCAGGGGGUUUGGACAAAAGGCAUUUUACAGUCAUCUGAUUCUUCUGUAAUCUCCAGCACAAGCAGAAUGGGAAAUUAUGACGAGGACACUGCCUUUCUGGGGCAAAAGGGACCAUUUUUUGCGCUCCUUUUCUUCCUCUUGAACGCCAUCUACAUUUCCACCGGGUUUCACGGCCUCUACAUUGUUUUCGUCGGGGCUUCACCAUCACAUCACUGUCAGGUAGCGGAUGGAAAUCUGAGUGAAGAAUGGACGAGAGCGAGUAUUCCCAAGGAGAUGGUCAAUGGAAAACUGCAGCCCAGUCAGUGCUGGAGAUACAGUCUGGAGACGGUCCGAAACCUGUCGGCUCAAGGUUACUCACCGCAGGACGUGAACCUCACAGACCUCAAACGAGAGAGAUGUGCGGAUGGAUGGAGCUACAGCACUGAUGUCUACCACUCCACCAUCGUCUCUGAGUGGAAUCUGGUGUGCGACAGCGAGUGGAGAGUCCCGUUCGCAACCUCGACGUUAUACAUGGGCUACUUGUUGGGCUCUCUUGUUUCUGGCCAACUUUCUGACAGGUUCGGCAGGAAGAAGGUUCUCUUCACGUCUCUGGCGGCAGAAGCGCUGGUGAUCCUGGCGCAGUCCUUCUCUCACUCGUGGCUGCUCUUCUGCGUCCUGUAUUUCUUUGUUGGCACUUUCCAGAUUUCCCUGUACCUCACAGCUUUUGUACUUGGUAGCGAAAUAUUAAGUAAAUCCCUGCGAGUUCUCUUCACUACGCUGGGAGCUUUCCUGCAUUACUGCAUCGGUUACAUGGUGCUGCCCUGGAUCGCCUUCGCCAUCCGCGACUGGAGGACACUGCUGAGGGUUCUGUCGGGCGUGACGGUGGUGUACGUCCCUCUGUGGUGGCUGAUCCCGGAGUCUCCGCGGUGGCUUCUCGCUCAGGGACGAGUGCUGGAAUCCGAGGCCAUCGUGAGAGAGGCGGCGAAGAAGAACAAAGUCACUCCUCCGGAGGUCAUCUUCAGCACGUCCGAGGUUAAAGAGGAUUCAUCUCAGAACAGCCAGUACAGCGUGCUUGACGUCCUGAGGACCAGCAAGAUCCGCAAAACCACCUUUAUGUGUUUACUGCUGUGGAUGGCUAUCAACAUCGGAUAUUUCGGCUUGUCCUUGAACACCACUAAUCUUAGCGGCGAUCCGUUCCUCAACUGCUUCCUGUCCGCGGUGACUGAAGUGCCGGCCUACAUCGUGUCCACGUUCCUCCUGAGGAGCUGUCCACGGAGACCCGUCCUGUCUGCUUUCCUCAUCAUAGGAGGAGGAUUUCUGCUUCUGGUGCAACUCAUUCCUGAAAGUCUUCAUACGCUGGCACUGGCAUUAGAGAUGGCUGGCAAGUUCGGCUUCACCAUGUCCUUCACGGUGGUGUACAUCUACACGGCGGAGCUCUAUCCCACCGUCCUGAGGAACCUGGGCAUCGGCAUGUGCUCUUCAGCCGCCCGCAUCGGCAGCAUCACUGCGCCUUACGUCAUAUUCUUAGGUACUUUCAACAAGUAUCUGCCCUACAUCCUGAUGGGAAGUCUCACCAUCGCUUCCUCAAUAGCUAACAUGUUUUUGCCCGAGACGUUUGAGAAAGUGCUGCCUGAGACUCUGGAAGAAAUGCAGAAAUGCAAAAGUUUCAUUAGAAGAGAUAAACACGGCUUGGAGGAAGGGAAGGGAUCCAUCACCAUGAAAGAACACACAGCGGGAAAUAAAUACAUGAAUGAAUGAGUAAAAAUCAUCCUCCAGUCUUCACACAGGAAGUCAAUGGCUUGACAUUAUUUAAAUGUGAAUGAAAUAUGAAUACAUGUCAUUUCAUUUGUACAUUGUAUGAGUUUAUUUUGUAUUGUAUUAACACAAUGUAUUUGUUUUUUUUCUCUCUGCCAAACUGUAAGUGGUAUCAGCACAUGAAUAUUAUUAUUUUUUUUAUUUAAAAUUGACAUUAUUUAAAAGGCAAUAAUGGUUGUUGUGAGAACGACUGAAGUUGUCGUAAGACGAAUCACAUCGAGAUCGAGCUGGCAUACAGGAUGAUGUUUAGUGGAAGUGCAAAAUGCUCAAAUAAAAGCAGUGUUUUAA